AUGCCGUCACCAAAAACAAUCAAGGAGAUGCAACGAUUAGCCGGCCGUUUAGCCGCGCUAAACCGUUUCCUAUCAAAUCACGCUGCAAAGUCAUAUCCUUUUAUCAGCACCCUGCGCAACUGCGUAAAGAAACAAGAAUUUAAGUGGACACCCGAGGCAGAAGCCGCAUUCCAGCAGAUGAAAAAAUGUUUGAUAAAGCUCCCUACCCUGACCGCGCCGUACGAGAAGGAACCACUCAUACUGUACUUAUCUUCCUCGGAUAAGGCAGUAGGGUCGGUAUUGAUGGUAGAAAGAAUUGGAGUUCAAACUCCAAUUUAUUAUGUCGGUAGGGUGCUUACUGAUCCAGAAACGAGAUAUUCAACAAUGGAAAAGUUGGUACUGGCGCUGCUUCAUGCUUCUAGAAGGCUGCGCAGAUACUUUACAGGGCACGUAAUCACAGUACUUACCAACUUUCACAUCGGCACAAUAUUGCAAAAACCAGGGACGUCUGUGCGGUUAGCAAAGUGGGCGAUCGAGCUGGGGGGCCACAACAUCUUGUACAGGCUGCGCCCAGCCAUCAAGGGUCAAGUUUUAGCAGACUUCGUCACGGAAGUCCCAGUGGAAAAAAUCAAAGAUUGUGAGAUUGUUGAGACUCCCGCAAAAGACACAUCUAACGAGCUGUGGUUACUGUACACUGAUGGGGCAUCAAAUGAGGACGGCGCAGGAGCAGGGUUGCGCCUAGUGAGCCCCGAGAAGCAUGAAUUUACAUACGCCAUCAAGUUGGAUUUCAAGAACACCAACAAUGAGGCAGAAUAUGAGGCAUUCCUGGCAGGCUUGCGCCUCGCCAUAAAAAUGGGAGCUCAAAAUCUACAAGCGCGUGUUGAUUCGCUACUGAUCGCCAGUCAAAUCAAUGGAAUUUAUGAUGCAAAGGGCGAGGUCAUGGCCCUGUAUUUGGAUCAGGCGAAAGAGUUACUUCAACGCUUCAAUUCAUACAAGGUAGUUCACAUCAAUCGCUCUGAAAACAAACCAGCAGACGCCUUGAGCAAGCUCGCUUCAACUUCCUUUCAACAUCUAGCCAAAGAUGUAAGGAUUGAAGUGCUCAAGAAUCCAUCAGUCCUGCUGCGCCAGGUAAAUGUAAUCGAAGUAGGUUGGAUGACCCCUAUAAUUCAAUAUCUGCAAGAAGGAAUACUCCCAGAGAGCAAAGCAGAGGCAAGGAAGAUUCAGAACAAGGCCCUGCAUUACGAAAUGAAUGGUGGUAUUUUAUACCGAAAGUCCUACUUGGGGCCCUUAUUGCACUGUUUGGACCCCCAAGAUGCAAAUUACUUGAUCAAAGAGAUUCACGAAGGGAUCUGUGGCAUCCAUGCAGGACCACGCAUGGUUGUCACGAAGAUUAUGAAUGCUAGUUAUUACUGGCCUGGGAUGCAUGUCGAUGCUUUAAGGGAGUUGAGCAAAUGUGACUCAUGUCAAAGACACUCCCCAAAGACCCUGCGCCCGAAGAAUGAUCGCAUCCCUGUAUCCACUACUUGGCCCCCCAGCAGUGGGGAAUUGAUAUGGUGGGACCUUUCCCUGACGCUACAGGAGCCGUGA
Messenger RNA from Helianthus annuus (common sunflower), 1566 nucleotides. RefSeq lists its product as uncharacterized. The transcript has a single exon. The coding region runs from base 1 to 1566 and encodes 521 amino acids. The record is from RefSeq and is a predicted model, not a curated record. Lineage: Eukaryota; Viridiplantae; Streptophyta; Magnoliopsida; Asterales; Asteraceae. Gene Ontology annotation, molecular function: RNA-DNA hybrid ribonuclease activity; nucleic acid binding.